Molecule: messenger RNA, 2358 nt
Organism: Lachancea dasiensis
Lineage: Eukaryota; Fungi; Ascomycota; Saccharomycetes; Saccharomycetales; Saccharomycetaceae
Source: the annotation of a GenBank genome assembly
AUGUUAGAGGAGGGUGGAUUUAUAAGAAAGCCGAGGACCCGACCUAAACGUAAAGUUGAUUAUCAAGAGGAUGAUGAAGGCGAGAUUGCUGUAGAUAGUGGGUUGAGAAUCGGUGAUGAUGGCGACGACGACGAUUACAAGGAGGAGUACGGUAAAGAAAGUACCCCUGUAAUCGUGGAAUCCAGUGGGGAAGAUGCGAAGCCCGAACCUUAUAACUUGAUAGAGCUCAAAAGCGAGGACAACGACGAUGAUGAUGAUGAUGACGAUGUACCCUUGGCUAAAAGACGUAAAUCAGAUCAAAAACCACAACGCAAGCGGACAAGUGAAAAAGCUACCAAUGGAGCGAAAAAAAAAAAAACUCAGAAUACCAAAAAGCCCAAGAAACCAACUAAACCAAAGACUACGCCCUACGAGCGUAACACUGCUCGACUUUUCGAAAACCAUCCAGAGUUGAAGACAGUUUUCACUGAUUUAGCAGAUGCCCCCCAAUACAAAGCAGACAGAGCGUCGCAACCCUCUGGAAUGACCAUCAAACUGUUACCUUUCCAACUUGAAGGCCUACACUGGCUGAUAACGCAAGAAGAGAGCAUCUACAAUGGUGGAGUCCUCGCAGACGAAAUGGGGAUGGGAAAAACCAUUCAAACGAUUGCUUUACUGAUGAACGACGUUACCAAGAAGCCAUCCCUGGUCGUUGCUCCCACAGUAGCGCUCGUGCAGUGGAAGAACGAAAUCGAUCAGCACACAGGCGGCAGAUUGACAACCCAUAUCUUUCACGGCGCAAAUCGUACUACCAACAUAGGCGAAUUCAAAGACGUGGAUGUGUUGCUCACCACAUAUUCUGUGCUGGAAUCGGUAUUUCGUAAGCAAAACUAUGGGUUCAAACGUAAAAAUGGCGUCUACAAAGAGCGAUCAUUAUUGCACAACAUGAAUUUUUACAGAGUUAUUCUCGAUGAGGCUCAUAACGUUAAGGAUAGACAAAGCAAUACUGCAAAAGCGGUAAAUAACCUAAUCACAGAUAAAAGAUGGUGCCUAACGGGUACUCCUCUACAAAAUCGAAUUGGCGAAAUCUACUCGCUAAUUCGAUUUCUGAAUAUUGACCCAUUUUGCAAGUAUUUCUGUACUAAAUGCGAGUGUGCAUCGAGCGAGUGGAAAUUCAGCGACCAUAUGCAUUGUGAUAGAUGUGCACACGUUGUUAUGCAGCACACCAACUUCUUCAACCACUUUGCAUUGAAGAAUAUUCAAAAACACGGGAUGGAGGGUCCGGGCCGUGAGUCCUUCAAUAACAUCCAACUUCUUUUGAAGAAUAUUAUGCUCAGAAGGACUAAAGUAGAAAGGGCUGAUGAUUUGGGACUUCCUCCCCGCAUUGUCACAGUACGAAGAGACUUCUUCAAUGAAGAAGAAAAAGAUUUGUACCAGAGUUUGUACACGGACGUUAAGCGGAAAUUUAGCUCCUAUGUUGAGGAGGGUGUGGUGCUGAAUAACUAUGCGAACAUUUUUACCUUAAUUACGAGAAUGAGGCAGCUGGCUGAUCAUCCUGACUUAGUCCUCAACAAAAUGAAGGACCGCAAAGACUUUGUUGACAACGUGAUAGUUUGCCAAUUAUGUGAUGACGAAGCUGAGGAGCCGAUCGAAUCCAAAUGCCACCAUAAGUUUUGUCGUCUUUGCAUCAAAGAAUACACUGAAUCUUUUCUGGGAAAUGCUGAAAAGCUCACCUGCCCUGUGUGCCACAUUGCUUUGAGUAUUGACUUGUCUCAGCCCGCAUUGGAAGUAAUAGAGGGCUUGCACAAAAAGAGUAGCAUUUUAAAUCGUUUGAAUGUCCAGGGUAAGUGGAGGUCGUCUACCAAGAUUGAGGCCUUGGUUGAAGAAUUAUACAAUCUCAGAAGCGACCGACGGACCAUAAAGUCAAUUGUGUUCUCACAGUUUACCAGCAUGCUGGAUUUGGUUGAGUGGAGGUUAAAGAGAGCUGGGUUCAAAACUGUUAAAUUGCAAGGUAGCAUGACUCCCACCCAGCGUGAUCAGACCAUCAAGCAUUUUAUGACGGACAUUCAUUGUGAAGUUUUUUUAGUCAGCUUGAAAGCAGGUGGUGUGGCUCUGAACCUUUGUGAAGCUUCUCAAGUGUUUAUUUUGGAUCCUUGGUGGAAUCCUAGUGUGGAGUGGCAAAGUGGGGAUAGAGUUCAUAGAAUUGGGCAAUUUCGGCCGGUGAAGAUAACUAGAUUCUGCAUUGAGGAUAGUAUUGAAUCAAGAAUUAUCGAACUUCAAGAGAAAAAAGCAAAUAUGAUUCAUGCUACCAUAAGUAAAGAUGAUGCAGCCAUCAACAGGUUGACACCAGGAGACUUGCAGUUCUUAUUCAACAAUUAG